AUGGAGGGCGAGGCUGGUGGUGAUGGCGGUGGCUUGGCUCGCCGGCGCCACGGAAGCCAUGCGGCAGGAACAGCUUCUUGAGGAAUCGGACAAGUUCAUCGGCUAUGAUGAACUGGUGGAUGCCACUGACAGGUUUAGCAUCACAGGCGUCAGGAACUACAGCGAGCUCCUCUUCGAUCCAACUAACUUCCAGAUCGUCGUUGGCGCCAGGGACCACGUGUUUCGGCUGAGCAUGGUCGGCCUGCAGGUGCUGGAGGCGUCGGACUGGGCGGCGAACAAGAGCACGGUGGAGAUGUGCACGCUGAAGGGCCAGAGCCAGGAGGCGUGCCACAACUUCGUCAGAGUCCUGCACCUUCACCGGGGAAGAGUGCUCGUCUGUGGCACCAACGCCUUCAGCCCCCUGUGCACCUGGAGGAGAUUAUCAAACAUUCAUCAUAUCGAGUCAUGGGACAAGGGCGUGGCCAGAUGCCCUUUCAACCCCACCCACAGCGUGACGUCACUGCUUACAAUCGAAGGUGAUCUGUAUGUGGGAACGCCCACCGAUUUCUCAGGUCGAGAUUCAGCCUUCAUGCGCUCGAUGGGCCCGGGAGAGGGCCUGCGGACACACCAGUACGACCUGAAGUGGCUUUCCGAACCCAGCUUCAUCACCUCAUUCGAGUCGUCCGGCUUCGUCUACUUCAUCUUCAGGGAAAGCGCGGUCGAGUACCUGAACUGCGGGAAGCGCGCACUCUCGAGGAUCGGACGCGUGUGCAAGAAUGACUCGGGAGGGAUGCGUGUUCUCAAGGAUAACUGGACGACGUUCCUGAAGGCGCGCCUCACGUGCACGGUGCCCGGAGACUUCCCCUUCUCGUACGAUUAUGUCCAGAGUCUCACCUACCUGCCGAGGGAACAGAUGCUCUACGGGGUCUUUUCGACGGCAGAGAACAGCAUUGUAGGCUCAGCCGUGUGCGUGUAUACCAUGAGCGCAGUCAACGCCUCCUUCGACGGGCCGUUCAAGUACCAGCCGUCGCCUUCGUCGGCGUGGGUGCCCGAGAUGGCAGACCAUCAGCACUUCCGGUGCGAGGGCUCCGGCACCAGCACGGAGGCCGAUUUCGCGGCUGACAAGUUCCAGCUGAUGGAUAAGCCUGUUAUGCCGAGAAGCGCUGACCCUCUCUAUAUUCUGAAUGGAGAAAGACUAACUCACGUGGCUGUGGACGUGGUGGCUACGCGCCUCAGUGGCAGCAUCCACGUGGUGUUUGUGGCCGGAGAAGAAGGCCUUAUACGCAAAAUGAGCGUCGUCCCUGAUACAGAACACACCUGUCUACUAGAAGUCCUUUCUCCGUUCCCGCAGAAUUCUACUAUGAUUAUACAUACACUCAAAUUCCUCAAGGAUACUAAUUCACUCUACGUAGGCACAGAUAGUGAGGUGAUCCGUGUGCCAGUACAUAGAUGUGGCAGAUACAAAACGAAGGCUGCGUGCUUGGCCGCGAAGGACCCCUAUUGUGGCUGGGACACCAACAGGCUGGAGUGCUCUCCCCCUCCUGGCAAGAACCCCUUCGUGCCUUCGUGGGUGCAGGAGGUGAUAGAAUGUCCUCAAACUACAGAUCCAGUUGACGGAGGAUGGAGCCGCUGGUCGUCGUGGUCUCCAUGCAAGCAGUCCGGCUCCAGCGACCCGUGCAUGUGUCGCCACCGAGUGUGUGACUCUCCGCGCCCGGCCCGUGGAGGCGCCGAGUGUGUUGGUGCCAAGACAGAGGUCUCCAACUGCACGGUGCACGGUGGAUGGACUGCCUGGUCGUCUUGGUCCCAGUGUUCCGCAACGUGUGGCAUCGCCGUCAAGACGCGCCGCAGAACGUGCUCCAACCCGGAGCCGAAAAACGGUGGUCGCGUCUGCGUGGGGCAAGAGCGCACAGAAAUCUACUGCCACACCCUCCCGCACUGCCCUUCUUACACGGCCCUCCCUGUGGACGGUGGCUGGGGCGAGUGGGGAUCUUGGAGCAGAUGUACCGCUACCUGCGGAACUGGAAUCCGGAGAAGAAAGCGUUCCUGCACCAGGCCCGUUCCCAAGAAUGGAGGCGCUUCUUGCACAGGGUGCGGGGAAGACGUCGAGACCUGUGGGGACUGGUCUUGCCCGGAGACCAGGAAGCUCUCAUCGUGGACCCCGUGGCUAGCACUCAAUGCUUCAGGGGACACGAGCAUCCAGAAGCGGUAUAGGAUCGAGUGCAUAGCCACAGGGGACCGUGAUAAUCCUCUCCGCACAGGCAGUCUGCGUCAGGAGGAGCGUGUCUGCGCCCAUGGCCGUUGUUACAAUUCGCACGACUCUAUCGACAGUAGCGGAGGAUGGUCGGACUGGGGCGAAUGGACCAAGUGCGACGAGCCCUGCGACGGCGGCAGGCAGUACCGCCACCGCACGUGCACCAGCGGCACGUGCACAGGGACCUCCACUUUAGAGAGGACCUGUAAUGAGCAUGCCUGCAGUGGGCUGUGGACGUGCUGGAGUGAGUGGAGUUCUUGCUCUUCUCCCUGUGGACCCGGAACCCGGCAGAGGACACGGCGUUGUGCCGCCUCACAUAACGCCUUUGUGGAUGCUUCAGACUGCAUUGGGUUGCACACCAGUCAGGAACCCUGUGAACAAGUGCCAUGUGAAGGUGAGGAGGGGUGGGGCCCGUGGGCGCAAUGGUCUUCCUGCAGGGACGGGGAAGAGAGGGUCCGUCGACGCCAUUGCCUGUCCGACCAGCCCAGUCAGUGUCGCGGCCUUGACCAACAACGGCAGUCAUGCCAGGAACUUGAUGCUGACAUUACAGUUGUGGAGGCAGCUGUGUUGAGUGCCAGUGGAGAAUCCAGUUCAGGCGGAGUAUCAGUGCAAACACUCGUAGGAUCCUGCCUGGCAUGCCUGCUGCUGGGCGCCCUCCUAGGGUCCCUUGCGACGUACCACGUCUGUGUCCGACGGCGACGCAGAAGAGUGCCGUCGUCCCCUCACUACAUAUCAGCCAAACCGAACCACUACGUGAGCGUCCCUGGAGCGGACUGGAAGGGGGACCAGUCGCCCGCGAGCACGCUCAAAAACGGCAGCAUCAAGAAUGGCCUGCGGGCAGCCAUCACGACGCUGCCUCUGAAGGAGUUCGACACGGCCACCAUCAAGAGGUCAAGCCAUGGCUCCUACGGCAACGGCCACCUCAGAGCCGACCUUGACUCUGAUACCAUUUUUAACUUCUAACGGAAAUGACUUGCCACGUCUUCAGUCGUACUUGGUGCUAGAGGGCCUCUGCAAAGGCCGCCUCUCCCCUUAUGUGCUUAUGACACAACACCUUAUUGUGAUAUUUGCUGUAAUACUUAAGUAAUGCUGUGAGCUAGUGUGGUAUCCUGCUUGUGAAUGGGGACUAUACUGCAUUAUUUGCAUGUAUGAGUGUAUAUAUACAUAUAUGUGUGGAUAUAUCCCUAUACAUGCAGUAUCUAUAUGUGUGUCGAUGUAUUUAUAUAUGUAGAUGUGUGUGUUUGUGUGUGUGUGCGUAUGUGUAUGG
Messenger RNA from Penaeus chinensis, 3497 nucleotides. RefSeq names its product semaphorin-5B-like. NCBI's taxonomy places the organism in Eukaryota, Metazoa, Arthropoda, Malacostraca, Decapoda, Penaeidae. Gene Ontology annotation, biological process: negative regulation of axon extension involved in axon guidance; axon guidance; neural crest cell migration. Gene Ontology annotation, molecular function: semaphorin receptor binding; chemorepellent activity. The record is from RefSeq and is a predicted model, not a curated record. The coding region runs from base 23 to 3193 and encodes 1056 amino acids. The transcript is spliced from 15 exons.